AAAAUGAGGAAUAAAAGGCAUCAGAUCAUCCACCAAACUACUGAGCCAUUAGAUGCUUUAUGUACAAAUAAAGACAGAUCUAGAAUUGCAAUUACUGGAAGGACAGUUGUAAAAGUUUUUUCUUCGUGUGAUGGAAAGUUUGAAUUAAUUGCUGAAAGAAACAAACCGAGAAAGACUAUGUACUUUUCGGGCAGCAUUGCUUGGUGUCCUUUAAGGGAAAAUUUGAUUGCUGUUACUUCUUCCGUUGGAGCGAUUUAUCUUUGGGACCCAGAAACCACUCAUAACAUUCAAUUCUGCAUGGAAAGCAAACUGCAGGAUACAUUUGUUACUGCUGGGGACAGUGGUACAAUUCGCUUUUGGGAUGCACGUCGACCAGAUAAACCUUCAAAUAUAGCGUUAAAUCCACAAAUCCAAUCUAAAAAUCUCAUUGCUACAGCUGGCCGUGAUAAAUAUAUUCGUAUUUGGGAUUGGUCUAAAAGUAUGCCGCAGUUUCUUUAUACUGUGGAAAUGAUGGCAAUUGUAACUCGUGUUUCUUGGUGUCCGGACAACUCUUGGCAUGUAGCUUGUUGUUUUGCACCGCCAAGUGGUUUUGUUUCCUCAGACAAUACUAUUUAUGUUUGGGAUAUUCGUCGACCAUUUAUUCCUUUUGCAUCCUUUGAUGCACAUACAAAAACAUGCACUGAUAUGUCAUGGCCAAAAUAUGGAACAGGUGGAACAUUUCUUUCAUGUGGAAAGGAUGGCAAAUUAAUCAUUAACUUCACGAAUGCGCCACUUAGACCGUUUAUUUAUGCAAAUAAUGUUGCACUAGAUACAAACACUUCAUCAACUGAUGAAUUCAUUGUCGCUGUCCCAUCUUCUCGUCGAAAAGGCAGUCCUUUGCUUAUGGAUCACUUUGAUUCUUUUCGUCGUCGGUCCCCAAGCAUGAUUUUCUCUAUAUCACCAUCUGAUCCUCUUCUAAUGCCUGUCAAAGCUCUGUCCUAUUUUGCUUCAAAGGACAGUUUAGCAUACACUUGGAGGGUGACCGGUUUAUUGGCCUUACAAGGGGAUAUUGGAACAACGUUGUCUCAUUACACUAAUCGGCAUGCUCAUUUAGUAUCCUCUUUUGAUAAUGGCCAAAAUGGAUCAUUUGAACGUCUACCAGUUGAUCAUUUUACUCCAAAUUCGAACAAAGCAUUUUUUGAAUAUAAUACUAAAAAAGAACAGCCAAAACAAGCAAUGGAAUGCCUAUCAAAUGUUCACGAAUCUGAAGCUUCAAUGCCUCCAAUUCCCGGAUCACUGCCAUCUCAUAAUGAAUUAAAUACGAAUGAUUUACUUUUUGGAGAUUUGAAUUUUGGAAGUGUUACAGAUGAUGAAGAGUCACAUUCAAUUAAUUGGAGAUCUAUUGCCACUUCUACUUUCAUUAAUUGCUCACAACUUAAUGAGGAAGUUUUCGAUAUGGGAAGGAGAAAAUACAACAAAAAUCAGCUCCUCAAUUUUUUUGGUGAUUAUCGUCCACAUCAUCAUCAUUUUCACCGUUCUUCAACACGAAAAAAUCGCCUUCCUUCUCGUAUAGCCGAAGAUCUUGAAUUAGCUUUAUCCUCUAUGAAUUUGAUAGAAAGAGAAGAAAUUAAUAAUCGGAGAUUAUUUGAAAAAACAAAGGAAGAAAAUGAGGAGAAAGAUGAUGAUGGGUUAAUUGUUGCAAGUAUGAGUACAUUGUCAAAUUCAUCGGAUAAUGACAUUGGACAAUCAGCAUCUGUUGAAGGAGACAGAGAUUUUAUUGAAAAUGUAAAGGAUAUAUCGACAAAAACUGCUGUUUCUGAUAGUGAAGGAGCUGAUUCACAAUUUCAAAUUGAAUUAGAAACGAGCUUUUCAUGUUUAUCACAAUGUACACAUAAACAAUGUUCUUCCUUUCAAUUUGACAUAUUGCCUUCACUUAAAUCUUUGCUUGAAUUCUUUUCAGAUUUAGGUGAUGUUCAAAUGUGUGCAACGAUUUGUAUGGUUUUUGGACAGAAAAUUGUUGAUUAUAAAUUAGUUACUCCAAGUCAAAUUCUCGAAAGGCUAAGUUUGUGGCGUGUGUCAGCAUUUUUCGUCAAAAAGUGUUACCGUGCGAGAAUUAACCAAUUAAGCAAUGAAAGUACAUUUGUCAAAAUUUGGUGUCCCCAUUGUCGGAGUACAUCAACACGUGCAAGUAUGCGAUGUUUGAAAUGCAGGCAUUUCUACAACUAUACUUGUACUAUUUGUGAGACAAACGUUCGUGGUAUUUGGUCGAGCUGUGCAGAAUGUGGUCAUGGGGGUCAUUUGCUUCACAUGGAAGAGUGGUUUAGCCAGUCAGAAUUUUGUCCUGUUGUGGGGUGCGGGCAUGUUUGUACAAAAACAAUAAAAGAAAGGAAUAAAUAA
Messenger RNA from Meloidogyne enterolobii, 2376 nucleotides. The record is from the annotation of a GenBank genome assembly. NCBI's taxonomy places the organism in Eukaryota, Metazoa, Nematoda, Chromadorea, Rhabditida, Meloidogynidae.